GCCAGAAUAACUCUACCACCGAUUGGAAAAUCUUUUGCGUCGCAAACGGAACCGCAUACAAUCACAACCGCUAAUCCACAACUGUAUACUGUUCGACCCACUUUCACAUUCUCAUUCACAUCAUCAUCGUCUUCGUCAAUGGAACAUCCGUGGCCUGGAGGGCUAAUUGCUCCAUUGAGCAGUAAUGGGAAUGAAUCGUUGGUCAGCAUGUCAAGUGUCGAUGAUUACGAGGCACCGACCGAUGUCAUACCACCUGUAGCCGUACCUUUGCCGAGCUUUUCUCCCGAAUCACUUCCAAACGUCUCAGAGCCGCAACCACUUCCUGGUGCAGCCGCAGAAGAAACUGGUAAGGCUGAAAGUCGAUGGGAGUUGCGAUCACUGAAAAUAGUCCGUCAUAUCACUGCACAACCGAACCAGCCGCAGAAUCCGUACGUAUCACCAGUGUGGAAUGUGGACUUGGAAAGAGCUGGACGAGCACGUAUGGCCUAUACGAGUUCGCAUCCCAGUUUUCUGAGCAAACAUGGGCAGUCGGUCGCAGUGACUAUUCCAACACCACACGCGCAAUGUGGCGUAGCACCAGACUUUUUACCUUGCGUGCCGAUCGCACAAGCCAACGUCCACUUUGGUCAGUGCUGCCGUGCCAAGCUUCUGCCACCGGGCUGCCAGAAACUGUGCAAAUACGAUGUGACGCAGACGGAGAUAAAAACAGCGCUGGAUGCUGGCCAGUGCGGCAUAUUGCACGUGGCACCGAUUGUUGAGUGCGCCUCUGAUGCGCAUGAUAACACUGAGUGCUGCAGGUAUAAGCAAAUUUCAGCGAAAAGUGCGCCGCAAUGCGAAGUGUUCUGUCGUUCUGGCCAAAUCAGGGGUCUUGGAUUGCAGCAUCUGGUGUGUCGCAAAGUCAUGAACGAACUGAUCGCCUGCCAUUUAUCCGGAUUGCGAUUGUGA
Messenger RNA from Gongylonema pulchrum, 945 nucleotides. The record is from the annotation of a GenBank genome assembly. Lineage: Eukaryota; Metazoa; Nematoda; Chromadorea; Rhabditida; Gongylonematidae.